CUUGUGGGUUGUGAUCAUUUGGAAGAUCAUUAUUGUCGUGGCAACACAAACAGCCCCCAUUUUGCAAUGUUCCGCUCAGUAGCCAGCCACUCUCUUCUCCGCCGCAAGACCACCCCCGUAUCAUCGAUGUUGCUUCGCUUGUCGCACACGGCCACAGCCGUCGAAGCGUCGGAUCGAUUCCGCGUUGUGAUUGUUGGCACGGGGUGGGCCGGGUACAAGCUGCUCAUCAACGGCAAGGAGCGUCGCGACGACAUUGAGCGUGCCCUCGGGAAGCCAGUGGACUUUGUCGUCAUCUCGGAGCGCAAUCACUUUUUGUACACGCCGCUCUUGGCUAGCACAACCGUCGGCACACUCGAGUUCCGAUCGAUCACUGAACCCGUGCGCGAGAGUUCCUUUCGCCACGAACAGGACUUUGUCCUCGCUAGCGUGCAAUCCAUUGACACCGAGUCCAAGCAAGUACAAUGCCAGAGCACGUUAUCCACGGAUCUCAACUACAACAUCGACUACGACAUGUUAGUCGUGGCUUGUGGCUCUGUUCCAUCCACGUUUGGGCUCCCAGGGGUCACCGAGCACGCGUUUUUCCUCAAGGAAGUGUACCACGCCCGUAUGUGCUUUGUCGUUUCGGACUGGUUAAUCGUAGUUCAUAUGGAACAUACUCCAAAUAUGUAGGCGAAAUCCGCCGCCGAAUCCUUGAAAACUUUGAGCUCGCCACGCAGCCAGGCGUGUCGGAGGCGACCCAGCGCCAGCUUUUGCACUUUAUCGUCGUGGGAGGUGGGCCCACAGGCAUUGAGUUUUGUGCCGAGCUGUACGAUUUUGUCAACGAAGACCUCACUCGCCUGUAUCCUCAAGUGUCGAAUUAUCUGCAAGUGUCGCUGAUUGACGCUGGGGAAAUCCUGUCCAUGUUUAACGCGUCGUUGCGCGAACGUGCGAUGCGCAAGAUUGAGAACCGCCAAAGCAUGCGCAUUAUCAAGCACAACUGCACAGAGGUGAAAUCGAAUGCGGUGAUUUUGGACACGGGCGAAGAGAUCCCGUGUGGCCUCGUGGUGUGGACCGCCGGUGUUGGUCCCAACACUCUGACUAAAACGUUGCCGUGGGCGAAAUCCAAGCGCGGCAACAUCCUCACCAACCAAUUCUGUCAGGUCCUCGGUGCCCAGCCAUCUCCACAUGACGCGGCCGUGUCGGCGCAGUUGAAACUCCAGCUUCCGUCGGCAGUGUUUGCCAUUGGCGACUGUGCCGACAUUGAAAACUAUCCGCUACCAGCCACAGCCCAAAAAGCCCAAGGCCAGGCACUGUACCUGCUGGAGCUGCUGCAAAGGACCAAGCCUAGCGUCGAACCGUACCGUUUUGAGAGCAUGGGCAUGAUGGCGUACCUGGGGUCGUACGAAGGGCUGUUCCAAGCCAAAGAAGUGACAAUCAACAAGCAGCACCAGCCGCUCGCGACGUUUGACGGAUGGAAGGCGUGGCUGGUGUGGCGAAGUGCGUACCUGACGAAACUUGGCAGCUGGCGGCUGCGCCUGCAAGUGCCCCUCGACUGGUUCAAGGCCAUGGUGGUCGGCCGGGAUGUGUCUCGCUUUUAAGCUCGGGACCAUCGCAAGCAGUUGGAGUACACUGUAAUGAUUGUACGGUUACCUCGGUUCUGAAAGAAAAGGUUUGAUUUCUUUCAAUCGUCACAAGUACAAGCAAUAUACUAUCAAGGACGACACUGUCGAACUGUACCUACCUGGGAGCUGGCUAGCAUACAGUAGAGAUGGUAGCGCUGCAGCAGUGGCUACUGCAAUUCAACAGCAC
Aphanomyces astaci is the source of this 1788-nucleotide messenger RNA. RefSeq lists its product as hypothetical. The transcript is spliced from 6 exons. Gene Ontology annotation, molecular function: NADH dehydrogenase activity. Lineage: Eukaryota; Oomycota; Saprolegniomycetes; Saprolegniales; Verrucalvaceae. Bases 462 to 1577 code for a protein of 371 amino acids. The record is from RefSeq and is a predicted model, not a curated record.